AUGACAAGUAGUGAUCUACCCUCCGUUACUACUAAAGCUGGUAGUAGUUCCAAAUCUAGUUCAAAAAGUACUGGAUUACCAACAUUAUCAACAAGUUCAUCUUCACAAAUCUCAACUCCAACUAUAACACCACCUUCAGCUGAUGAUAAUCCAAAUAUAUGGAAAUCAUCUGUUCCAUCAGGUACUGUUUUCAUAGCGGUUGGUGCAAUUGCUGGAUUUAUAUUCUUAAGUUUUAUGACUUUAAUAUUUAUUAAAAAAUUAAUGGCCAAGAAAUAUGCUAAAAAGACACUGUUUAUUGAUAAUGAAUCUUCUUCAAGUUUUGGUGGUUCAGGUUCAGAAAAAUAUUCAAAUAAUAAUAAUAAUGGAGGUUUUUAUAAUACUCAACAAAAUCAAUCUGCUGUUAAAAUACCACUGUUAUAUGAUCAAACUAAAAUUGGUUCAGUUGAUAAUAUUCCAGAUACAAGUAUGACAAAUGAACAAAAUUUAUUUUCAACUUUAGAUACUGAACAAAAUAAAAGAAAAUCAAUGUUUAUUUCUCCAACUGCUGAAGUUAUGAAUUAUAAUAAAAAUUCAAGAUUUUUAGGAGCAAAUCAAGGUGGUCCAGCUCCUUCAAUUAGUUAUAGUCAUACAAGAGAAAAUAGUUCAAUUAUUGGUUCAUUACCAGAUUUAAGACAUACAAGGCAAAAUAGUUAUGAUCCAAGUGAAACUAGUAGUUCUACUCCAAAUAGAAGUCCUCAUAGAGGUGCUAAUAGAGCACAAAGAACAAUUCCAAGUGCUUAUCUUGAAUCUAUGUUUGAAGAUUGA
This is a messenger RNA of Hansenula ciferrii, 804 nucleotides long. RefSeq names its product pheromone-regulated protein PRM5 (gene PRM5). Gene Ontology annotation, cellular component: fungal-type vacuole; cellular bud neck. The record is from RefSeq and is a predicted model, not a curated record. The coding region runs from base 1 to 804 and encodes 267 amino acids. NCBI's taxonomy places the organism in Eukaryota, Fungi, Ascomycota, Saccharomycetes, Phaffomycetales, Wickerhamomycetaceae. The transcript has a single exon.